Messenger RNA from Coniophora puteana RWD-64-598 SS2, 1294 nucleotides. RefSeq lists its product as uncharacterized. Bases 112 to 1251 code for a protein of 379 amino acids. NCBI's taxonomy places the organism in Eukaryota, Fungi, Basidiomycota, Agaricomycetes, Boletales, Coniophoraceae. The transcript has 15 exons. The record is from RefSeq and is a predicted model, not a curated record.
GCCCUUUUCGCCCCGCGGUGUUCACUGGUCGACUUACGCACUUACCACCUCUCUCGAAGACACGUCGCAGCUGGUGUGCGGGGAGGCGCUGGGGCCAGCGGGGAACAGCAUAUGCCAGGUCUACCGGAAUCAGUCGUGGCGAUUAUCCACUUCAGUCGAGUCGUCCCUGAACUUCUAUGGGUUUAUGAUUACCUUUUGACUCUUCAUAGCGAGGUGGAUUACUGCCGCAAGCACCGGCGCUGGAGCGUUGCGUUUCUGCUGUUCCUCGUCGCGCGGUACUUCCCUCUCGGGUUGAUCGGCAUUGACUUCGCCCUGCUGGUGGCACCUCCCCAAGCUGAAAUUGAGUGUGCCGUUAUGGUCCGGUUCUACAUCCUCCUCCUCCUCGUAGUGACGUUUGCGACUGAAGCCCUCUUGCUUCUCCGGAUGAUGGCAUUGUGGUCGUUGCAACGUAGACUGUCCAGAUUGCUGGUCUCCCUGUUUACGAGCAUUUGGAUUGUCAUAACAGUGGCGAUAAUUGUCAAUCAAAUCAAUGUCUAUAUCAGCGUCUCGCAUAGUCACCUUACUGGGUGCAUAACCAGCGGAGGUGAGGUCCUGGCCUCGGUGAAGUUUGCUUUGGUAGCCUUGUUCGAAAUCGUUAUCGUUGGGGCGACUGCGGGAGGAGCAUUUCGACGCGCCGGGCGCGAGAAACGACGUCCGAUAUACACGGUCCUCAGACAAGGCAACCUUUUAUACUCUGUGCCGCUGUGUCUCUUGUCUUUCGCCAACGCAUUCAUGUUCGCGUUCAUGAAACGUCAUAUUUUCGGAACGGAAACGCAGAUGUUCCCCCUCCCUCUGUUCAGCUUCCAGAGUGUGAUGCAUAGCAUCGUCGCCUGUCGCGUCCUCUUCGAGGUCCAGCGUGCCGAAGUGACGAGUCACUUUCAGGGCCCUGUCUCUAUGUCUGACAUUGACCUCCCUCCGAUACCGCUCGACAACACCAGCGGCCACCACGACCCUAUCUCAGCACGUCCACAUUCAAACUAUCAGCCAGUGUGGUCCGACCUGGGGGAUCAGCAGAGCUACAAUCACGACGGCAUAUACAAGGAGAACAACCGUAGCGGCGAUAACAAUGACGGAAGCGAUGACGACGACGAAAACGAGCUAUCACCUCUAAGUCGACGUACCUCGUGGAGCUCGCCGGACGUUAUCGAGCAGGUCCCGAGAGUGGUCGUGUCUAUUCACGAUCGCGGUGAGGGGUCAUCUUCUUUAGCUUGAGCACACCAUGUACACACGACUCAACGCACACGUUGAUAAUAAU